UGCAGAGAAAACCGGGAAGAUCCUGACGGAGUUCCUGCGUUUUUAUGAGGACCAGUAUGGCGUCGCCCUCUUCAAUAGCAUGCGCCACGAGAUCGAGGGCACCGGGUCGCCGCAGGCCCAGCUGCUCUGGCGCAAGGUGCCGCUGGAUGAGCGCAUCAUCUUCUCGGGGAACCUCUUCCAGUACCAGGAGGACAACAAGAAGUGGAGGAACCGCUUCAGCCUCGUGCCCCACAACUACGGGCUGGUGCUUUAUGAGAACAAAGUGGCCUAUGAGCGGCAGGUCCCACCCCGAGCCAUCAUCAACAGUGCAGGCUACAAAAUCCUCACCUCCGUGGAUCAGUACCUGGAGCUGGUUGGCAACUCCUUACCAGGGACCACGUCGAAAUCAGGCACCGCCCCCAUCCUCAAGUGCCCCACGCAGUUCCCGCUCAUCCUCUGGCAUCCCUCUGCACGUCACUACUACUUCUGCCUGAUGACGGAAGCGGAGCAGGACAAGUGGCAGGCUGUCCUGCAGGACUGCAUCCGGCACUGCAACAAUGGGAUCCCCGAGGACUCCAAGGUGGAGGGCCCUGCAUUCACGGACGCCAUCCGCAUGUACCGCCAGUCGAAGGAGCUGUACGGCACCUGGGAGAUGCUGUGUGGGAAUGAGGUGCAGAUCCUGACAAACCUGGUGAUGGAGGAGCUGGGCCCUGAGCUGAAGGCGGAGCUCGCCCCACGGCUGAAGGGGAAACCGCAGGAGCGACAGCGGCAGUGGAUCCAGAUCUCGGACGCCGUGUACCGCAUGGUGUACGAGCAGGCCAAGGCACGCCUUGAGGCCGUGCUGUCCAAGCUACAGCUGGCCCGGCCGGCCAUGGAGGCCGCCAUCCGCACCGACAUGGACCAGAUCAUCACCUCCAAGGAGCACCUGGCCAGCAAGAUCCGAGCCUUCAUCCUCCCCAAGGCGGAGGUGUGUGUCCGGAACCACGUGCAGCCCUAUAUCCCGUCCAUCCUGGAGGCCCUGAUGGUGCCCACCAGCCAGGGCUUCACCGAGGUGCGGGACGUCUUCUUCAAGGAGGUCACCGACAUGAACCUGAAUGUCAUCAACGAGGGCGGCAUCGAUAAGCUGGGCGAGUACAUGGAGAAGCUGUCCCAGCUGGCGUACCACCCCCUCAAGAUGCAGAGCUGCUACGAGAAGAUGGAGCCGCUGCGGCUCGAUGGGCUGCAGCAGCGUUUCGACGUCUCCAGCACGUCUGUGUUCAAGCAGCGAGCCCAGAUCCACAUGCGUGAGCAAAUGGACAACGCUGUGUACACCUUUGAGACCCUCCUGCACCAGGAGCUGGGGAAGGGGCCCACCAAAGAGGAGCUGUGCAAGUCCAUCCAGCGGAUCCUGGAGCGGGUGCUGAAGAAAUACGACUACGACAGCAGCACCGUGCGGAAGCGCUUCUUUCGGGAGGCCCUGCUGCAGAUCACCAUCCCGUUCCUGCUCAGGAAGCUGGCCCCCACCUGCAAGUCGGAGCUGCCCCGGUUCCAGGAGCUGAUCUUUGAGGACUUUGCCAGGUUCAUCCUGGUGGAGAACACGUACGAGGAGGUGGUGCUGCAGACGGUCAUGAAGGACAUCCUGCAGGCCGUGAAGGAGGCCGCCGUGCAGAGGAAGCACAACCUGUACCGGGACAGCGUGGUCAUGCACAACAGCGACCCCAACCUGCACCUCCUGGCCGAGGGCGCGCCCAUCGACUGGGGGGAGGAGUACGGUGGCAGCGGUGGGGACGGUGGCAGCCCCAGCGUCCCGGAGGUAGCCACUCUCUCAGAGAAGCGACGGCGCGGCAAGCAGGUGGUGUCUGUGGUCCAGGACGAGGAGGCAGGGCUGCCCUUCGAGGCUGGCCCUGAGCCAUCACCUGCGUCCCCGGACAGUGUCACUGAGCUCCGUGGCCUGCUGGCCCAGGAUGUGCGGGCCGAGAGCCCCGCGCCGGCCGGCCCCCUGCUCAAUGGGGCCCCCACGCUAGAGAGCCCCCAGCCGGAGAGCCCCCAGCCCGUGGCAGCCCCUGAGGCCUCCUCGCCACCUGCCUCGCCGCUCCGGCAGCUCCCACCUGGAAAGGCUGUGGACCUCGAGCCUCCCAAGCCCAGCGACCAGGAGACCGGGGAGCAGGUGUCCAGCCCUGGGGGCCGCCCCCCCAUCCACACCACCACUGAGGACAGUGCAGGGGUGCAGACUGAGUUCUAGGCUGUUCACCCCCGAGUCUCUGUUGGACAUGGCACAGGGCCCCUGCCUACGGGGCACUGCAGGCUCUGCUCUGGGCAGGGAGCACCAGACCUGUGCCUUCUAGUGGAGGCGGGCAGGGCUGGUACGGCACCUCCAGGGCUGGGCAGCGACGGGCCCACCUCAGUCACUUUACUGGGCUCCGUCACACUUUGUUGCUCCGUUUGCUCUUCUGUGGGAUGAUCUCGGCUUUCCUCCUGGUGCUGGGGGCUGGGCACAGCUGAGGGGCUGGGGAACGUCUGCUAGCCCCUGGGUCCCUGGGUCUUCUCUUCCUGCCCUUCCUCUGUGGCCUCUUUCCCUUGUGGGUCUUGCCAUCCUUGGAAAGAGGGAGGUAAAGGCAUUGUUUGCUGUGACUCAGAGACCGUGCAUCCUCCCCUCGCCACAAGGGGCUCAUUGGAACUGGGAAGAGGGAGCGCUGAGGCCCACCUCUGAGCCCGCUCCCUCCCC
Messenger RNA from Ceratotherium simum simum (southern white rhinoceros), 2683 nucleotides. Lineage: Eukaryota; Metazoa; Chordata; Mammalia; Perissodactyla; Rhinocerotidae. The record is from RefSeq and is a predicted model, not a curated record.